AUGCCGGGCAAAAUAAAAGUGAAAAUAUUAGCAGGCCGGAAUUUGCCAGUAAUGGAUCGUUCUGGCGAUACGACGGACGCAUACGUCGAAUUGAAGUUUGGCAAUAUUACAUUUAAAACGGACGUGUGCAGAAAGUCGUUGAACCCCCAAUGGAACUCAGAGUGGUACAGGUUUGAAGUUGACGACUCCGAGCUGCAGGACGAGCCGUUGCAGAUUAGACUGAUGGACCACGAUACCUAUUCCGCGAACGAUGCAAUAGGCAAAGUUUAUAUAAAUUUAAAUCCAUUGUUGUUACCCGGCGUUCCACCCACGGUUAAAAAUAUCUGGACGUUAGAGGCUGCGAUGAACACCAACGCGGGAUCUCAGAGUGGUACUUAUACUUACCCUGUAAGCUUUGUUCUAGGUUCCGUCAUGACUGGAUGGAUACCGGUGUACGACACGAUGCACGGGAUUCGCGGCGAAGUUAAUAUCAUUGUUAAAGUGGAACUGUUUUCUGAUUUUAAUAAAUUCAGACAAUCUUCCUGCGGACGCCAAAUAUACCUCACGGUUAUCAUACUCAGAGCAUACACGGUUUUGUAGAGGAAUUAGUUGUUAGCGAUGAUCCUGAAUACAAGUGGAUUGACAAAAUAAGAACACCCAGAGCGUCGAACGAGGCGAGGCAAACGUUGUUCUUUAAACUGAGUGGAGAGGUUCAAAGAAAAAUUGGCCUGAAAGCUUUAGACCUUGGUGGAAAUGCUGUUAUUGGGUAUUUGCAAAAUUUUGACUUGGAAGGUGAAUCUGGCAUUGUAGCUCGAGGCAUAGGUACAGCCGUUACACUUGUCAAACUACAGGAUACCUUGAACUUUCCGUCUGACAAUAUAGAAGAGUUUCUUUUCUUUCUUUCUAUCCACCUGCAUGUGUCUGGUGUAGGACAUUCUUUUCACAACACAAAGCACAAAAGGAUGGUACAAGACUCGAUGAAAAUAUGCCGUUGUAUCCCGUUUCUCCCUCCGUGCACAUCCUUGAUCAUCCUGUUCUUACGAGUACGCAUGCGAAGGACACUCUGUCACAUCGUACGAAACUAUCCAGAAACCCUCGACGAGUUGUAACGAAGACCGAAUGCCCUUGCCGUAAAGUGGCAGCUACUGAGAAGUCGUCGAACGAUUCGAAGAAACCAGCUGCAGUUUCGUACCCGAGUCUGACAGAGUCGAUCGUUCAAGAUGCGUCCGUGAGAAUGAUGCUGGCGUUGGAGGACGAAAGGGGCGAGAACAAGAAUAUACUGGACGUGCGGAGAAACUUGAGGAGGCUGUUCAGCACGGCCGAGGCGGAGAGUAAAACGAGUGCAAGAACAGCGAAUAAAGACAUGAAAACGAGAGAAGGCAUGGCCGCCCUUUUGAUAAAGUCCAUACACAAUGUUCCUUUGGAGGAUGUCAAGGAAGAUCAUCAUCAUCAUCAUGAGGCAUCCAGCGAGGAGAAACGUGGGAAUAUUGACGAAUACGAGGAAGGCGAUAUUAAAGACGAUGCUCUAGGCAAUAUUUGUCCUACGAUAAUACCGAAAGAACAGACGAAGAAAAAGUACGACUCGUCGUUCGAAGAGAAUACACCCAGCUCCAAUGGUUUCUCGAACGAGUCUUCGAUCGACAGUGCUGGCUACAAUAUUCUGAACGAUUCGAGAUUCUCAGUGGACGAGGAGUUGGGCGUAAUCGGCCAGUUUAGAAAGCUUCGCAGAGCCGAUACGUUCCCCCCGUUGAAAGGAACGUCGACGCAGUCAAAGUUGCAGAGAACAGACAGCGAUACUCGUCCUCUUCGCGAACAAAGCGCAUCUCCCUCGUUUAUCAAGUAUCUAUCGCUGAACCAAAUAUUGACGUUUAAUCUCGAAUUCCCGGCGAGUUCAGAAAUGAAAAAAGAUCGUCCGCAAACAGCCAAGGCGAGGCUUAAUGAAAGUCUGGAAAGCAACAAUUCUCAGGAAGACUUGAAUCUUCCGCUGGCGACGAGCACGCCCGUGGAAAUUCGAUCUCUUCCUUUCUCCGAAGGUCAAACUACAUCCGACUCGAUUGUCGACGUUGUGAAGAAAUUGACUGUUCUCGUCACUGACACCGAGAGGUGCAAUGAGAUUUCCGUGAUUGAGGAGUACACAUCGAAUGACGUGAACGAUACGAAAGACAAUACGGAUGGAUCGUCUUAUUCUGAAGCAGAGAGACAACGUGCGGAAAGAUUGAAAAAGCACAACGUGUUGAAGUCGACUUUGUCGAUACAGUCACUUCCACUGUCUCUCCAUCAGUUAUCUCAGUUUUCUGGCACUGAACCGAGUGAAAAGCUGACUUGUCUGAACAGCAAACUAACGCCAGAGAUUAUGUCGAAAGCCUCGUCCAGCAUCGAGAGUCUGUUACAGUCUUCAAGCAAUGAAAUCUUCGACGUGAUGCAGAAGAACAGACAGCGUCGCAUGCUGGAUCUGAUUCGGAUAAUUGACACAAAGAUGAUGGCGCAUCCUUGCCAUAGCAACAAUAACGACGGUCACUUCAGAAGGAUGAGACGUGACAGAGCGUGCAGGAACUUCAAUCCCCGGAACUUACGUCAGAACUUGCACAAUCAGUUUCUGAGGAAACGUCUCCACAAUCACAAACGUGUGAAAACCACGCGCUUGUUCUCGUUCUCCAAAGACUCACCCUUGAACGAAUCCAUGUCAACGCUGCGUACGCUCGACUCCUCCUCCUACAACUCCUCUCUCGAGAGUAUAGUCAUUCAUGACGCACCCAUUCAGUCACAUUUAUGCAGAACAACCGAGUCGUCUCACUUCAUAACCAAAAGAUCUACAGUCGAUCCGUCAACUCAUUGUCAGUGCAACGAUACGUUUAAAAGUAAUAGCGAUACGAUAGAGAUGAUGCAACUAAAGACAAAUGAUACUAACCAUACGAUAUCAUCCACACCUGUAGAUCAUGCGGUACAUGAGAGUCACAGCAUUUUCAGUAUAAGUAAAACGUUAGAUGAAAAUGAGUUAACUAAUAUUACUAACACCGCUAAUAUGACUUACAACUCGUGUGUGCCCCCUCCUUCCUCCAAUCACAGGCAACAAGACGAGGCAUCUCUAAGCCCAACUUAUCCACUUCCGGCUGUCUCUCCUGUGGUUUCAAAAGUAUGCCAGUUACCGACAACUAAGGCACAGCCCACUGCCUCGUUGCAUCGAAGAUCCAGUGAUUCUGAUUUGAGCGUCACUCCGAAAGGCAACUCGUUCGGAGCAAAUGAUAGAUCAAUGACCGGAUUAUUGAGAACGUCUACUGCUGUGAUAAGAACUAUGAAUCAAGAUGCGUUUGAAAUGCUAGAAUACCCGUUCAUCACGAUGCAACAGUAUCCACCAGGAUUUAUUUUGCAUAUUGGUGGUCUUGUGAGUUCAAGGUCGGUUAAGCUUCUGGAGAGGAUCAGUAAUUUGGAAGAACCGGAGAGCCGCGAUGCCUGGUGGAAAGAAGUCAGGAUGGAAGUUCGGUCGCAUGCCAGAGCAUUAGCCUGCAAUGUAGUGAUCGGCUACAAAGAGGAAACCAGUAUUUGGAUACAGACAGCGUUUUUAUUAGCAAAGCACAGUCAGGAUCCGGUGUUAAUCCCGGGGAAGUGGAACGUGAGAAAAUUCAACAGAGAUCGGCACCGAUAAAAGUGGAGAAAAGCGACACGGACACGUCUGUGCCAGCUUUGACACAAACCGGCAAAGCAAGGCACACGUCGGAGAGCAAAGACCACGAGAGGGAGUUUCAAUUUCAAAGCAAGUGCAGCCUCUGUCAUUUACCGUACAAUGAAGCAAGCGUCCCGUUUCGGGUGAACGUGUCAAAAUGUGCCAUAUGCAAGCGUGUCAGAGUACCAGACGUGAUGUUCACCACCAUAGACUUACCAGAGAACGUUUUAACAACCGGACGAGGAUGCAUCAUUCAAGCAACCGCGUGCAAAGCCAAGAAGGAUCUCCGAGGGGAAUUAAAUGCCAAGGAGAUAUCGGAUUGCUUGCCGUUCUUAGAAUACGAAUUGCACAGUUUGCUGUUAAAUAAACUGAAGGUCAAAGGAAUGAACGCGAUAUUUGGCUUGAAACUGCAGGUAUCGGUCGGGGAACGACUGAUCAUUGGUAUGGCUGUGGGUACGGCUGUUUUCUUGGCUGCGUUACCUACACCCUCUAUUCCACAAAUUGCCUCUGGAAAUUCUUGGCAUAAAGAGGAACAGUUGGCAGAAAUCCAGAAGACUUUAGUCGAGACAGUCAAACAGAAUAGGGAGUUUUAUCGGCUGAAACCUGCUGGGGACGUUGAGAAUGGACGUGUCACGACUUCUGACACCGACGAGUCGGACGAUGAUCUCCCAGAUUUAGAUUUUAGCGUGGGGCCGAGAGACACCUGCGUGUUAGAAGUAGACGACAUAGAAGAUAUGGAUAGAAUAUCGUUACUGAUGGACGACAGACCACCGGAAGAUUUCCACGUAGUAAAUACUCAAACGAUCCCUGGUUUAGAUGACCUGGAGAUCGUGAGGAAUUUACAGAUGUUUGCUCAAAUUUCAAGGACGAAAAUUCCUGCUGGACAAUUUGCUUCGAUGCCUUCCAAAUAUUUUGCUAGAUUGCUUCAGUCUGUAUAUUUCAAAUUAAGAAGAAUGAUCCCCUGUGCACUGUGCGACAUGCAAUUUAAAUUGGCACUUCCCGAACCCGACGAGAUACAGUUCACAGUAAUUGGUAUGGCUCUUGGACUAGGUGAUCCUGUAAAAAUGAAUAAAUCUAAGAAAAAGCCGAUAAGCCAUUCUAUAAGUAAAGACCAAAUCAAAAAACAAGACGACAGUGAUAUGAUAUUUAAUCUUGAUGUGGAUCACGCUGAGGUUUCGUCGGAUAACGUAUCCAGUAGUAAUCUGAAUUCAGCUACUCUAGUCCAUGCACCAUCAUUGAGAUCCCGAACCCGUUCACCACUACGAUCCAAGGUUUAUAUAACACGUAGACACAAGCAUGUGCCUUUAAAAGGAAGGUAUGGUGUGGAUAUAACACCUCUGUCUUAUUUACCGGGUGGUCGCAUAGAAAGGUAUCUAGGAAAUUUGAACUUUUUCUUCAUUCGUGAGAGCACGUCCAUCAGAGAAAAUGGUGGUCUAAGUGGAUUUACCCAUAGUUUCGUGAUGGAAGUUUUAGCAAUCGUUCGCGCGCACAUUACAGCCUUGGGCGGUAACGCGAUGGUAGCAUUCUUUAUGACUAAAUGCGUACUCCUUCACAGUCCUCACAAGAACCAAGUGAGUUCUAAUUUACGAGUUAUAGUUUUAGUAAUAGUUUAUGAACGUAUAUUUUGAAUAUUUGUCAAAUUAUCACUCGAAAUUAUAUUCUAGGGUCAAUGUUUGAUAAACGUUGGCGGGGACGUGGUGUCUGUGUCCUAUUUCGCGGACGAAAAACAUUGUAGCGUUACAAAUUGCUGA
Molecule: messenger RNA, 5391 nt
Organism: Heterotrigona itama
Lineage: Eukaryota; Metazoa; Arthropoda; Insecta; Hymenoptera; Apidae
Source: the annotation of a GenBank genome assembly